Hydractinia symbiolongicarpus is the source of this 2397-nucleotide messenger RNA. RefSeq lists its product as uncharacterized. Bases 85 to 1278 code for a protein of 397 amino acids. The transcript is spliced from 2 exons. The record is from RefSeq and is a predicted model, not a curated record. Lineage: Eukaryota; Metazoa; Cnidaria; Hydrozoa; Anthoathecata; Hydractiniidae.
ACAUAUGAAUGCAAAUGUGAGCGGAAACUGUAAAAGCUGCAAGGUUAGUAGAAAGUUUGUUGAAAUUGCUAGUUUGUUGAAAUCAUGGAAAAUGGAAACAUGAAACGUUUAAGUCUGGAGAUUAAAUCCCCAAGAAGAGGUUCAGGACAAAGAACACCCUCUCCUAGAAGCAAAGUAGAAUCAAGAAUAACUCCGAGAGAGUCAUUCGCUAACAAAGGGGAUAUUGUGUAUAUCAAACCAUUCGUCGAUUCCAUGGAGUAUGAAAAAAGAAAAUACAACACAGUGCCGGGAUUGAAGGAAAGAAGAAGUCAAUUGAUGGAUCGUGUAUACGUGAUAGAUGGUAAACUCAGAAACAUGCAAGAAUUAAGAGGUCUUUUAAAAAAGAUAUCUGGUACAAUGAGAGACUUCUCAAAACGAAUUUUCAAACUUGAACGCAACCAGCAGGGCGUCCCAUACGUUGGUGCGGUUAAAGGAUUGGUGAAGAAGAUGAAUGAUGAAAUCGAAUGUGAAACAAUGAAGCGUGAUUUGGGCAAAAUGAAUGCAGAUGAUGUCCCGUUUGUUAUUGAAGUAAAUCUCCAGUUCCGAAAUGUUCGUCAAAUCUGUGAGAACAUCAUUGUCCAUCAUAUUCACUACAAUGUUACUUAUCUAGAGGAUUUUCAUUUGGUCUGUGGAAAGAUUCGAGGGAUCAUGAAGACAUUGAUUGCAUUGUAUUAUAAUGACAAGAUUGGAGACGACCUAUUGGAUGACACGAAUGACGAUAUCACGGAUGAAGACGACCAGGACCAAUCUUCCAAUGGACCUGACAUUUAUGAAGAAGAGAUACAAAACGGAAGUGUAGAGGCAUGCAUCCAAUCAGACCUCUCUAGAAGCAUAUUUUUGCACGAUGAGUUUGAUUUCAAACCACCAAAACAAAAAGACGAAGAAGCAAAGAAUGGCGCUAUUAUCCAAGAAAUUGUUCAAAUGCGGAAAACCUUAUCACAAUCCAACGAAGAGCUUGGUCAGAUUGAUCGUUUGUCACUUGGGAAUCCGAAGAUUCAAUCAUUAUGCGAUCGCUUUGCAGCUGUUGGUGACAUAUUAUGUCAAGCUGAGAAAAUAGUUAACAAGUUUGUUGCCAUGGAGGUGCCAUGCUCAUUAAAAAUUCAAGCAACGAUUAACAAAAUGCGUUUUUUGACGACAACGAAACGACCAAGUGAGCGACACGUAGAAAGAAUGAAGUUAUUGCUCGGUGAAUGUGAUGGAAGAAUUAUGAUUGUGGGUAAAUAUCUUGCGAUACAAUAAAUAUGAACAUUAAUUUAUCCAGGAUUACUAACAUUUUUUUAAAGUAUGUAUAAUUAAAGAAUUAGUCAUAAAACUUGAUCCCUACAGAAUACGUGACAGGGUGUAGAAUAUCCUAAAAUGACUGUCCCUCUCGACUCUGACUUGUGACACGAAUCAAUACGAACCGCAAUCAUGACUAACUGAUUCAAUAAAUCAUCUCUCCAGUAAUACCAAAUUUCGAAAACGAGCAAUGCAAUUUGGUAAGGAUGUUUCACAACUAGAAACAGAAUCUAGGUGUAUAUUGUUCAAAAUAUAAUUUAACCUUCCUUUAAAAUUUAAAAUCGAUAAUCUCUGAACUUCCCCUUUUAUGCAGCAAUAAUCCCGAUAGUCUUUUUUAGUAGAAACGCAACACCAACGAAACCGAUAAUUUUAUAUUUUAGUUGGUUCAAAAUCUGCAGCUAAUAGAAAGUCGAGAACGAAGAAAAACUUUAGGUCCGAAUAUCCUGUCGAAUUCAAUUGAUUGCUCAAUAGCCUUUUUCAAAAGUCCUUUUUUAUAGAAGUUAUUAUACUGAAAUUAUAAGAACAAAAGAAAGCAAAGAAUCAUUAAAACACAGGAUGUUUAUGGAAUGUAAAAUUGUGAAAAAGGAUAUUAUAUUACGAGUUUCUUAUACCGCACUUUUUUUUUAAUUGUUUUUAUAAACUUAGAUCACCUAGAUAAUUAGUUGAAAGUUUUUCAACAGCUUGUAUUUUCACUUAGAUCUACGAUCAAGGAAUUUUUAAUAUUUUAUAACAGCAAAAGAAAUGCCAUUUUACUUGGACUAGAUUUAGUUUAGGUUACGUUUUAUAUGCCUUAAUGUACUUAGGAUAUUUUUACAGAUUCUCAGAAUAAUUAUAUCCUGUAAUAUGUCGCUGCUGUUUUUAACUUUUUGUUGUGAACAUGUGCCUCUUGUGAACAUGUUGCGUUGUCGCUGUUGUUGUCGUUGUUGUUUUUGUUGUUGUUUUUGUUGUUGUUGUUGUUGUUGUUGUUGUUGUUGUUGUUGUUGUUGUUGUUGUUAUAUAAAACGAAUCUUAAUACAUUAGGAAUAGGGUUACUGUAUUUUUAGGAUACUUAUCAUAUUAAUAAAGCUAAGACUGAGUUUA